AGUUAGUAGAAAGAUGGCGGCCUUCCUUUAGGUAAUUGAAAUUUUGUGAAAAGGUUACUCUUGCCUGCUGACAGAAUGGUCCGAAUGAAAGUGAUAAAAUGUCCAUCGGACAAAUUGUCUUUAACAAAUUGUCUUGUGGUGAACGAGAAUGACUUCAGUCGCGACAGAGUCAAGUAAGUGUCGAGUUUGUGAUUCUUGUGACGUGUAGUUUCUUCAUGCGUGCCUGUAUGAUUUCUUUUGCCGAUGUCAGCUAAUAUUUGUUUUCAAAAGGGAAAGAUUUCGUAAAGAUGGGGAAUGCUCUGAUUUCUAUAUAGUUUAAAGACAAUAACAUUUGAAAUUACUAAUGCUGGCUAAGAUUAAAUCUUCCUUAAAAUUUUUUCUUCAAAACGAAAGUCGAAAGUGCGAGUAGAAACUAAGCGCGGAAAUGUUAUGUCCGCGAGAUAGUACUAGUGUUAGCUUGGGAUGUUCUGUAGUGAUUAAAUCGAUAUAUUUUUACAUUACGGUAGCCUUUUCCAGGAGGAUCGAGUUUACAAAAUUAAUCUAUUUAAGAAACAUGUCACAAUGUCUCAAGCUUGGGUCAAAGAAAAAAAAUCUAAGUCUUCCCGGAGGAAUGAAGUUAGAGACCUUCUGAUGAGGAUAGUAGACAAAGUCAAUUUGAUGGUUGUAGAAAGUAAAAACUUCUCAAUUAUUCUUCACUACUCUAUAUUGAAAUGACUGAUGUUGUCUAAAGUCACUUUCUACAUGUAUCAGAUCAACUAUUUCAAUGUAUUGAAUUGACUUUGUUGUUGUUGUAUUAAAUUGACUUAAAUAUGUUUUGAAUUGACUUGUAUAGAAACAACUUUGAAUCAAAACAACCAUAGAUCCCUCCCUGAUAUCACAAUUGAAUGCUCGAUGGACUGAUACUGAAAACUCUUUGGUGUGCUGUGGGAAAGAUCUCCACAUAACCCUACUGUAUUCUAAAAUAAAACCUCAGUCCUAAAGAUAAAGUGCUGUAUUCAACAUUGAUUUCCUCUGUCAAAUAACUGUAAGCACAAUUUGAUGUAUAGGGCUAUAUGGAAAUCUUGGUGAGUUGUGCGUUAUCACUGUACUCCAAAAUCAGUUUAUAUAUAACUUCCCUCUAGGAUUUACAUGUAAUCCAGUCAUUUCAAUUUAUUUUUAUUGUUUGAAAUGGAUCUUUUUUUUCUUUUUUGUCAGACAUGUUGAGGUUCGACCAAUGCUCCACAAGGCUACAUCUUUACCAUAGAAGUAUCACAGGAUGUUCCACAAGGUUCUGUAGGAUUCAGUCUUGUCCAGGUAAAUUAAUAAUAUAAUAAUAAUAAUAAUAAUAAUAAUAAUAUACAGUAUUUAUAGAGAGCUAAUUCCCAAUGGUCCAAAAGCGCUUUACAUAAUAAAAAUAACAAAAUCCUAAACCUACAAAACUACAUUGUCAUUCUAUAAAAAUUCUCAAUGGUCCGAAAGCGCUUUACAUAAUAAAAAUAAGAACAAAAUCCUAAACCUACAACACUACAAAACUACAUUGUCAUCCUAUAAAAACAUCAUUCUAUACAACAUCAUAACCAAUUUUAAAAAGCCACAUCUUGAGCUUAGAUUUAAAAGAAGAAAGGGAAUUACAAGAUCUAAGUUCGAAUGGAAGUGCAUUCCAAACAGAAGGUGUGGCAAUAGUCAAAGACCGGUCACCAUAAGUUUUAAGAUUAAAUUUAGAUGUAGAAAGUAAAAAUUGAUUGGAGGAUCUAAGAAGUCUACCAGGUGUAUAAGGCUUGAUGAGAUCAGCGAUAUAGCUAGGUGCAGCACCACGAAGCGCCUUAAAUGUAAUUACUGCAAUUACUGCAAAUUACCUCACGAACAUCUCUCAAGAUGUACAUUCAAACUCACCUUGCUGUUUGCUAUAUGUGUUCUUAGGAUCUUAUCCCUGAGAAUCAUCUGUAAAUGAAACAUUAUCAUCUUGUCAGUAUUCCUCUUACUUCUCAUUACCUUUCUAAGGGAAAAUUCUCUGUGUUUGCUCCGAGAAAUUCCCCUUUGGUCAAUCCUAAAAAUGAAAGGGUUAAAAAUUCAAACUAAUUUUGAAAGAAAUGGUUUUAAAUGUCUCUCAGAGAGAGUUCAAUACUAACAGUGUUGUAUUUGUUUCAUUUUUUCUGGUGGAUUUGUCAUUUUUGACAUCUUUCAAUCACUGGGAAAAAAAAUUCAAUUUGAUUUUUGUUUGCUUAUCAUAUGAUGCAUUUAGAAUAAUAUUAUUUCUUCCAUCAGCUGAAGGACAAAGUUGAUUUUAUUUUGAGAUUUGUGACUUUGAAUUUUACUUUACUACAAUUUCAGAGAAAGUGGACCAAUGUAGCACUUAACAGUAUAAUAGAUGGUAAGAUAUCACUGAGACAUCCUCUCACUACUUCACAGUUGUCAUUAGAAGCUGGUAGCCAGAUACUUUUUGAGUUGUGAUCAAAGACAGAAAAAAUAUUUUUAAGCUGAUUCUGACAUUAAUGUCUGGCUAGAAAAAUUUACUCAAAUAAUUAUUUCCUGCAAUGCUUUAAAUCAUAUCUCAGAGAGUUUUGAAUUUGAAAUGUUUCCAGGGGAGUUGUAAUCCCCAGAGCCCCUUGAAGGACUUGUUGCUUUGCAACAUGCCAUGCUUGUUACCUAAGCAUAAUUUCAUUUCAGCUGUGUACUAAGUUCAGAUUAUACAUCUUCUAAUGACAACCCUGCUGCCUCAUCUGUAAUAUAAUUAUUUACUUACAUGUAGAUUUGCAUCCCACUGAAUUUUCUAAAAUGGAGGCACACAGGGAUAUUACAAAGAUUUCGAAUAUUUUCGAAACAGGAUAUUUUUUCGACUGGAGCAGAAGUAAAGAACUUUCAAAUACUUACUCUUAUAUUCAAUCUUUGCCUUAAAUUGAUGUAUGGAGUACUAAAGGAAAAUCAUCAGAUCUGUGAGAAGUGAUCUAGAGAGUGGAAUUUUUACAAACUCAAGCCUCUGAUUUUAAAACCUGUUUCACUACAUUACAUCACUAGGGUUGAAAGAUGAAAAUGUAUUUAUUUUAGUCUGUUAAUAUCUUUUCUAGUCGUUCCAUACAGAUUUGGUGAAGGAUCAUACCUGUCAAAUAUUACUUUUGAAGCAGAUUUUCUUCAGAAGGCCAAGUAAAUAUUCCUGUUAACUAUGAUUAUUACAUCAAGAACAUUAUGUACAUCCAUGUCAAUUAUUCUACUUGUUUUUCAUGCGAAGGAUAUUAAAUAUCUCUUACUUUAACUAAUUGCAAGGUGAGUACUGUUAGUUAAGAACCAAUUUUUUUUGCUCUGAUUUAUGGCCCAAGUGCAAAGCAUGUGGGCUUUAAAUGGGAGUGAAAACAUACAAGGUUCUGUGACAUACUGUAUGGACCGAGAAAACCAGAUUAGUGAGAUAUUUCUUGUAUCUCUGGGUUCAAAUACAGCAGGAAGAUUUCAGUUCAACAAAAUUUUCAAUUUAGUAAGCUGUGCAGUGAAAUAUGACCUGCACCUAGUGGGGUUUGAAGAUAAGUAGAGGGAAUUCUUCUUGAACCCUUCUUAUCCCCUUAGAGUGACUGGUAUCUGAUUUCUCCUUUUUAUAUCACCCCUGAAGCAAACAUUAUGGUCAGGAGAAUAAAGGAAUUGAUCACCUACUGAAGUUCCUCUUGAUUGUUAAACAAAUUCUCCUUGUCAGCACCUUAGGAAAUGUUUAGAGAACAGUAUGGAGAAUAUGCAUACUGAUGUUUGGGUAGAAAAGGUUAAGUUAGAUAACAAAGCAGUAGCAUGGCUUGAAUUGCUUGUGGAACUGCUUGUGUCUCAUGAGCCCAGACACCAUGCUAGAUUGAAUGCACCUGUUAAACUAAACUGUCGUGUUAUACUGUUGUUACAGACUUGUAACAUGUACAUGUUUUGCAGUGUUUUCAUCUUGGUCUUCUUUGUGGCCCAGGAUAGCUGACUUGUGCAAAUAUUAAAAUUUAUCCAGCGAUAAUAUCUUUUGUUCUACAUUAACCUUUUAAAUCCCAGAAAUAACCACCAUGUAUUUUCUCCCUAAAAUAUGUUAUCCAGCAAACAUGUUAUAAUGCGAAUGAUCAAAAUUAUGAGGUGGAAGCUUUUAUUGUAAUAACAGGAUGGAAAAUGUGGUGAAACAAUUGUUUCAUCCGUCAGCAGUACAUUGUGGAUUGUAUUAAUAUUUAUUAAUACAAUCCAUAUGUCAUAAAUGGAAAUGAUUAACAGGCACCCCUGCCAUUUCCAUAUCCCAUAUCAUUUCUAGUAUGGAUUUUUGUUAAAAACUUCUCUCUCCCAUAGAGAAGACAAUGGAAAGGCAAUACAUGGCAAUAUGUGGGUUUCAUAUGGCCAUAUCAAUGCUAUAUAAAACCCAGAUAUGGCCCAUAGAUUAUCCCAUAUCACAUUCAUACAUGGUCCACACCUGUCCCAUAUCACCUGGUUUUUAAGGGAUGAAGCACUUGAAAAGUUUGGAGAGCUCUUAAGAAGCUAUUGAUAGCUGCUCUGUAACCUAGCUUUGGAGUAUUUCAAGUUUUCUGUAAGCUUCCUGACUUGAUGAAGGCUUCCUGACACAAAAACUUGUAAUUGUUAACCCUCAAACUCCCAAGAUCUGAUUGUUAAUUCUCCCCUCUACACAUUUCCUUGUGAAUUAAUGGUGAAAAUUUGGUGCUUUGUGUAGUUCAAGAUAACAAAUUGAAUAUUCUCAUUACCUGUUUACUGGAUGGUGUAUGGAUGUUAUAGGGAGAAGUUACAUCUUAAUCACCUCUGGAGGUUGAAAGGUUCAAUGUUGUUCAUCUUUUCUUACACUAGGGGUAACCAAGAUGCCUAUGAUACGAACAAGAUGGCAGAGGAAUUUACACACUUCUUUCAUGACCGGGCUUUUUCUGUUGGUCAGCAGGUAAAUGGCAUUUAGUCUGAGGCUGUGAUUUAAUAGUUUAAUGAAGCACACAGUAAAUAUUACAAGGAUUUCAAAACAAGCCAGUAACUAACUGCAGAGUUUUGUCCUGAAGCUACUUGAUAACAUCUUGCCAUUUACUCUGCUCAAAAUAAUUACCUUUUGGCCCCUGAAAAACGUUUGACAGUCACCAAAUUUUGCUAAGUCUGAUGCCUACUUUAAAUACUUUGAUACCCCUGAAUUCCUUUUUAUAAUUAUUUACUAGUUAACCAGUCAGUAUGUGAAAAUAAUAUUCUGUGUAUAAACUAAGUAUAAUACCACAGGGGUCAAAAGUGUUAUGGGCGACUGGUCAGAAAGUAGUAAGUAAGUAUUAUUCACCAUCAAGCCACAAAGGGGAUAAAAUUGCAUGUCAAGAGUUAAAUCUCUGACCAUUUGGCUGUUUAUUGACAGAAAUAACCUAAUUUUAUUGGUUUCUGUGUGGUAUAUGCUUAGACGUGUGUUAACCUCUGUCAAUGUUAGUGAUAGUGGUUGUUAUUUACCUUCAAAAACUGAUGUUUGGCAGCUCACAUUACCUCAGCUCUGAUGAAAAAUUAUCAAUUAUUUUAGUUCUGUUCUUGUGUUUCUUUUAUUGUUAAUUUUGAUUGUGACAAUUGUUUACUGAUGACAAUUUUUAUGAUAAAACAGGCUGUAUUUUCUUUUCAAGACAAGAAAUACCUCAUUCUUUUUGUAAAAAGUAUGGAAGGUGAGUGGAAUUAUCUAUGAUUGGUCAUAUUCAUCAGUCUGUAUUUUUCUUUCUAAUUCAUUUUAUCCCUCAGAGGAAUGUUGGUGAUACUGAAGAUCACAUAAUACUCCAGCUUCCACCAGAAUUCAUUGGUUAAAGUGUAAUAGCUCUUUGUCUUACUUACAUGGAGAAUAUUCUCUGUUACUUUACACUUAUCUCCUGCAACAAGAUUUCUUGGUGAAACUUAGUUUUCAUCCUAAGAGAUCUAGGAGAAAUAAAUGGAUGAGAGGAAAUUAAAUUUUCUGAUUCACUUCAGCUUGGAAAGUUUAUUUCUUCUCCUUGUUAUGAGGAGAAGAAAUUUGUGAAUUCCAUGGAGAUACAACGGACCAGUCUUUUAUUCACAGUGAAUCUCUGAUUAUUGAAUUUUUUUCAAUUUGAUCGAACCUUGCUUGAUUUUUUUCUUUUUUUUCAAGUUAUUGAUGUCAGUCUUCUUGGUGGGGCCAAGAAUAAUGCUUCUCAAGGAACAAAUGUAUGUACUUUAUGGUGCUGUCACAUAGAUGUCCCAGACAUUUUUUAUGUGAUAUACUCUUUUUAAAGUAGGACAUGAAUUUGCACAGUUCCAUAAUGGUUGUUGUUAUGUGACCUGCACUUGCCUGUUUGAAAUGUAAUUGAAAAAAAAAUUGACAUUGUAAUUGAAAAACAUGAGGCAUAAAUCUCCAUAUGAGGGCCAUACAGUACUUAACAGCACAAGCAGGACCAGGGGAAAAAAAGGAGGAGUGGCUAUUGACUGACUGUGGCCAGGUCAGCUGGGUUACUAUUUGGUUUCCAGUUAUGAUGCACAGGCUUUGCUCUGCUUGGUCCAUUUAUAAUGACCCGGAGCCAAAUAUUUUCCUUUGUUGCCCUUCCAUGCAGUCAAAAGUAUCUAAUUAUUAUUCAAACAAAUAGCAACCAGGGUGUUUACUGUGCAUAAGAGAUUUGGAAAUUCUCUGGUUAAUACUCAGUACUCUUUGGCUAAAUUUUUGAUGGCCCACAUUAUCUUUUUGUUUCCAUUCAGAUGUGGAUAAUUUUCCAUUGGCACCCAUACUUUAACUAUUUUCCUGCUCCUUCAUUCUUAAACCCUUUCUCUCCCAUGUUCUCAUUAGAAAUUCUUCCUAAUGUCUGUGCUAACAAUUCCUAUGAUUUUGGAUCAGAGAAUUUGGUAUCGGAUCAACUAAUAAUCCUCUGAUCAGUAUUCUUCUUUAUUUUCAUCUCUUGUCAGUCUGCUUUAUAUUGUUAUGACAAUGUAUGAGACAAAUUCUGUCUUGGUCACUAACAGGAAUUAGAGGAUAAUGAAAACAAUGAAUGACCUACAUCAACUUGAGGUGUAUAUGCAGCCUGAUUUGCGACCCGUAUCAGUGUACUAUACAUUUUUUGCUUCUCCAUACCAUAGGUUGAUAUGGGUCUCAUAACAAGUAAUACCCAUGUGCUUUUUGAAAGAGCAGAGGUAAUAUGAAAUAUUUAUGGAUAUCAUUUAUAACAUAACUAGAGCUAAAUUAUGACAUUUGUCAAUUUUACAGCAUUUUCUUUUUCCUUAUUUAACCUAUGAUUUAUAAGUAAUAUUGUGGUUUUUAAUAAAAUCUCUAUUGAAGUCCACAAUGCAAUUCAGCCUUUAAACCAGUUACCUGUAUCAUCUUGUUUCUGACAUCAACUUGCAAGCCAGUCUGUCAAGGUCUGCAUAGGUUCAGUGAGUCAUCAACGUAUGACCUUGAUAUUUACUAGUUAGCUGAGGCAGGGUGAUGUACAUUGUACCACAGAUGAGAGAACUUUUGCAAAUUACAAUGAAAUGGUGCAUGCAGGUUAAGUACAGUUAGUGCAGUUAAACACUGAAAGUUAUAUAAAUAUUGAAGUUUAAACUGAAUUAAAUCUAGUUAGGUUUGCCCUUCUCUUUGUUUAAAGACUAUCAGUGAUGAUAUACCCAGAGAAAAUGGAGGAAAGAAGGGAUUUUGAUCUGUAACAUGAAUUUAAUGUCUUCUCUUUUAGGGUUCCAUGUUGAAUCUGACAGGGACAGCCAAAGGGUAAGAGCAGAUAGCACUGUUGAGUGACACUUCAAAAUACAUUUACAUGACUUACCAUUGAGCAAUAAUAGUAGAGACCAUUACGUUUACCAUAACCUGUCAUCCUCUUUAGAGUGAUGAGUGAUUAUCAUCUAGUUUCUCCCCACAGUAUCAACUCUAAAUCAAGUAUUAUGGUCAUGAGGAGAAAGGAAAUGAUCACCAGCUUAAGAAAUUCUUAAUUGUGAAGCAUACGCUCCUUGUUAUUUCCUUAGGAAACAUGUAGGAAACAGUAUGAAGAAUAUGCUUGCUGAAGUUAGGAUUUAGAGGGUUUAUAUCGGUCCAAAUUGUCCUUAACUAUUUUACCAUAAAAUAGAAAGGAGAAGUGCUGAACCAGUCAACCCUUUAACUCCCAUGAGUGACCAAAACAAAAUUUCUCCUUACAAUAUCAACACAAUAUCAACCAGAUAAGUGAUGAGAAUAUAGAAAAAUAUCAAUUUGGGGAUAAUGAGUUGAUCCAAUAAUAAAUUCUCGGAACUAAUAUUACAAGUGUUGUAUUGUUGACAUUGAGGAGAAUUACAAAUUUGAUCUGGGAGUUAAAGGUUAAACAGAAUUAGAGAUGUGAAGGUUUUUUAGUGAGGAUGACAUUUCUAAGUUUUAAUUUAUACUUUUGGAGUGUGUAGGGAUAAUAUUGUUACUGUUUGAUUUUCAGAAAAGCAGCAACACAGUCCAUUAUCAGUAGAGACUGGGACUUCACAAAGCUGGGAAUUGGAGGCCUUGACAAGGUGUGUUUUCCCACUUUUAAUGUCUAUGGAAAUAAUUUGUUGCAUUCAACUGGUACCAAACAAAAUAUCAAGUUGCAUACGACCAUACUACGAUCUGUUGCAAACACAGUGUGGCUACAGCCCUCUCACUUCAGGGGUGACCUAUAGUUCAUUUCCCCUCACCAUAUCACCACACUGCCAAGCGGAAGGUUGAUGAGAAGACAGAAAAAAAAAACGUCGGUUAGAGAGUAUUGUCGGAUUUGACACCAACUUCUCAGAGCUAGAGUGAUAGAAAAUGUCUGGCAGACAGUAAAGAGAAUUUGUAUUUAGAUCUUUGGAGUCAAGGGGUACAUGCUACUUGUAGUCAACACUUAUUUCCUAUGAAAUGCUUGAUGACAGUUUGUUUUGCUUUCCUUCCACCUGGCAACGCUGUAUACAUGUAUUUUCUGUCAUUUUGUUCUUUUGCAAACAGGAAUUCUCUAACAUCAUAAGAAGAGCUUUUGCCACGAGGCUUUUCCCCCCAGAAGUCGUAGACAAAUUAGGUGAGAAUGCCAAGAGCUGUAGAUGUAAUAAAUGAAAGGAUGAUGAAGUUUCUCCGGAUAAUAUCAGCCCUGAAUCAUUGAUUAAAGUCAUGACUCUUAAACAAAUUCUCCUUCUCGGCACCUAAGGAAAUGUGAAGGGAACAGUCUGGAGAAUAUGCAUACUGAUGUUAGGGUAUAAGGGGUUAAAACCUCGUAAAUCAGUCAAGAGUCCAACACGUACGGUAGGAUCCGCGAGAGGAGUGCAUUUAUUUGGGGGGGAGGGGGGAAGGGUGGGGUAUGGAUUGUAGCACUAUGAAACUGUGUGAAUUGUUAGCGUGAGUGAACAUUCAACGGUCGAACGGAAAAUAGAUACCAGGCUUUGUUGUUCAAUGCGCGGAUAACGCUAUCCAGCGGACAGCGGUAUUCACCCAACGAUCAAUCGGGUCAAGGAAAUAACCAAUAGCGAGAUUCACGUUGCGACCUUUUAUUAUUUUUGUUCAGGACUUCGGCAUGUCAAGGGUAUUCUGCUACAUGGACCGCCAGGUAUUUCUAACAGAUAUUUCAUGUGUAUAUGCUGUCACACUGUGGAAAAUCAAAAACUCGAGCACCUAUAAGCGUGUUUGAUUUUUAGGAGAUUGAUGCUCGUAAUGGCUGCUGCUUGAUUUGAAUCCUUUAUCAUUAAACGACUUUAUAUCGCUAGAAUCCUUAUAGGGUGAAAUUCAAACGUUUCUCAAUGGUUUCGCCAGUGAUUGAUUAUUCUGGGGUUUGACCAGUAAGAAGUUUAAUUUAUAAGUACCGUAGUAACUAACUGCGGAACUUGGUAAAUUCAGGAACUGGAAAAACACUGAUGGCUCGGCAAAUUGGCAAGAUGUUAAACACAAGGGAACCUAAGAUUAUCAGUGGACCAGGUGAAGUAUCUUACUUCUUACCAACUUGUGUUACAACUAUAAGAAGUAUUGAUUCAGUAACUAAAUUGCGUUUUCCCUAGCUCAUGAAACGCCUUGUUCCAUUUUCCAUUUUCCAUUUUUCCAUUUUUCCAUUUUUCCAUUUUUCCAUUUUUCCAUUUUUUCAUUUUUUCAUUUUUCCAUUUUUUCCAUUUUUCCAUUUUUCCAUUUUUCCAUUUUCCCAUUUUCUCAUUUUCAUCUGGUUGGCACUCUUCAUUAUUCAAAUCGAAAUGAGGUCUACCUACAAGCUCUGACUUAACUUGCGAUCUUGUUUCAGAGGUUCUCAAUAAAUACGUUGGAGAAUCGGAAGCCAAUAUCAGGUGAGAAAAGAGUAGAGACCGUGACAUUGUAAUGUGCAUUCUAGGAGUCGUUCUCUGCGACUUGCAAAACAAGAACACUAAGAACACCAAUGUAAAGAGAAUAAAUUAAAGAGGAUCUGGGAUAGUUGAAGAUGGAAAAGAUUAGUAAAGAUUACAAAAUGCCAAUUUGAUAAUGAAUGGACCAAGGUUUUCAAGAUGCGCAGGCAUUAGCGCUCUUACCGACAGAAAAGGACUGUAAGCGGCCAGAACGGCAACGCCAGGAAGAUAUCGACUGAAAAAUGAAGUUAUUCUUUUGUCGGAAUUUCUCGAGUAGCCGUAUGUGUUUACGAAACAUGUGAAAUUUCAAUACUCGCGUCGCAGGUGAACAGUUCGCACAUGUGGUGUAACGAAACUGUAACCCAGUCACCAUGAAAUAACUAAGCUUGUUCAUAUUUUAUUUACAGAAAGCUAUUUGCAGAGGCUGAAGAGGAACAGAAAAAGGUACAGUGCCGUCGCAACUGCUUUUCAAGCUCUUGGCUUUUCUUCUAAAACUUCCAUGACGGUUUUGCGGUAAUUAAGAUUGUGGGUUCCGUUAUGGACUAUUUCGUAAAUGAGUGUUCUCCAGUUUAAUAACGAAGAGCAUUCUAUAGAAAAAUAGGAAUUGGUUGGGGUUCAAUGCACCCAAAGGACUCGGGGACGGGAUUGUUUCUUACAAAAGUUUCAGGCAAUUAUGAGGUUUCUUUUGCCCGAGUUAAAUGGAUUGGGCACAGGAUGAAACAUAAGUCGUCGGCUUGGGUAUAUAAGUAGAGGUUAAGAGCCUUUUCUUCCAAUGAGAAAUUUUAUGUUAGGAAUUGGUAUUUUUUCGCGUACCCAGAAAGCAUAGGGUUCCCGAUAGGAUCAAGAGUAACUGUCAAAGUUCCCAUUAUCCGUGGGCUGCUCCAGCGUAAGAAAAAGUGAAAUCUUAAAAAGCGGUUAACAUCCAUCCCCUAGGGCCGGUGUUUUGAAGGUUUUUUUUUUUUUUUUCCAGGGGGGGGGGUGUUAUCAAAUGGUUUUCAGGGGGAACGUAGGGGAGAUCAGCCGUCACCAACAGAGUAUAAAGGAGAAACUAAAGAAACUUGACUGCCAGUUAACUGCCAAUGAGGGGGAGGGGGGGGGUCAUAAUAUUGUCACGUAGCCUUAUGAGGAAUCAGGUAAGUUUUGUUUUUCUCCCCCUCCCCCUCAGGUAAUAGAUAAUGACGGGUCUCUCUCAACCAACUGUGAGACAGGGGAGCGACAAAGUUACCUAAGGGGACUUCUGUUCCGUAUUUGUGUUAUCCUUGCAGUUUGGUGAUAACAGCGGACUUCAUCUUAUAAUCUUUGACGAGUUUGAUGCAGUUUGCAAGUCAAGAUACAUGUACAAUGUAAGUACUAGUAUCUUUUCAACCAUUUCUAUUUGUUAUCGAUGGCUGCUCCUGUUUCUUAGGACAGAAAAGACCGAGCCUUGUUAAAUAUGUGAGACAUUUUUAACUAGGCUAGAUGCGCUAUUAGUAUAUACCACCGGUGUGAAUAGUGCUUUUUGUGCUUGCUGAUCGGCCAGUUCGGAAGUGAUUAGCAAGUACUAUUCACCUCUGAGCUGUCGAAUAGACAAACCCGUGCAUCAGGAGCUUGAUUUCCGACCAUUUUUCGAUAUAUUGACAUAACUAAAGAUAUUUUUGUUUCUAUAUGGCAUGUGGUAAAAUAAUUAGUCAACUCCAUAUCAGAGGAGGAGGUGGAUAUUUAUCUCCACUUUGGUGAAUAAAUGUUAUAAGUAAUAAUAGGACUCAUCAAGCUAAAACCAGAAUAACCGCAACAGCCAAUCAGAACAAAGGGGAUUAUGACAAGUGCCUAAUGAGAACUCAAAGUGAAAACAAUCAAACCGCCCGAAACGCGGGAAAAUGCCCUUCAACAUAUCGCAAUUUCUCUUGGUUUUGCAUCUGAUUGGUUGAGAGGGUAGAGUGAGUUUUCUUAACCAAUUACAUUUAAAGAAAUUGCCGUGUUACAUUUAAGUAUGCAAUGAAUUAUUGUUCAUUUUUUAAUAUUCUUACUUUAGAGCGGAGGCACUGGAGUGCAGGACUCAGUUGUAAAUCAACUUCUUGCAAAGGUGAGUAGAUUUUGAUGUCUCUCAAUAAAAUUCUUCAGAAACAGAUUUUCUCAAAAGCACACUAAUUCAUGUGCCCCAUAGAUUCUUUACGUCCUGAUAAGAGGUUUUUUAUACUGUGUAUACGAGAUUUUCCCCCCAAAAGAGUGAGUGCGCAAAACAGGCUUAGGCGGGAAUGAUUUGAUAGACUUAGAAUGCUCGAGUAUCUGAGGAAUCUCGACAUGAAUGACUGUGGAUGGAGGCCAUCUACAAUUAACAAUUUUUCUGUUUGUUGCGGUUCUCACAAUAAUAAACAGGAAGCCAAAAAAACAAAAUACAAUUAAGGUUCAGUUAUAUGUAUCAGCUUCGUGAUCGUUAAGUGUACAGGUCGUUGUAUAAAAAUCGAUGCUCUCUCCGUUGUAUUCUUUUCCCUUUGUUAACUAUUAAUUUUGCUUUAGAUUGAUGGUGUGGAACAACUUAAUAACGUUCUUCUCAUUGGUAAGUUUCGUUAAUGUCAUUCAUGGACGCUAUGCAAGUGAUGUUUAUCCUUUAAAGAUUUCUCCCCGUCUCUCCCCUCCCUCAGGUACCUGGACUGUACCUACGUCUCUUUUCACACAGCCAUUUCCAAUCUUGUACAUAGGACAUAAGACAUAAGACUUAAGACAAAAGACGUAACACGUAACAAGUAACACGUAACACGUAACACGUAACACGUAACACGUAACACGUAACACGUAACACGUAACACGUAACACGUGACACAUGAGUCAUAAGUCUUCUACAUGAGACGUUUAUAUUUGAUAAUUUCACUUGCCAAGGCAGUCAUUAUAAACUACAGACACUUAUGUCUGCUUAUCGGGAGGAUAUAUUUGACGUUUUAUUGUUUCGUUGCUCAAGGCAUGACAAACAGAAGAGAUCUCAUCGAUGAUGCCUUACUCAGACCUGGACGACUUGAGGUUCAAGUUGAGAUUGGUAAGUAUGUUACAACGAUCUUCAUUCAAGUGCACUGCAGCUGUAUCCUGUGGAACAAAGGCAUCCUACAGUUGUGAUGGAUCCUCUUUACGUGUCCGUUUGACACUCUACCGCUCAUGCGUGAACCACGACGCAACGUCAAACAUGCCCUCUGCCUUCCACGCUUUGUUCACGAGCAACAAUGAAUUUAGUAAACCGAAAACGGGACAGUAACGGAAAGGACGUUAACAAUAAUAGUCAGAUUUUAGAAAAACUCGGAAUCCAUCUACCCUCCCAUGAAGUAAACUGAAAAAAAAAAUUCAAUCUUAAAUACGACAUUUUCAAGUUCUAAGACGCUAACCUGGUACUUUCGGGAUGAGAUCACGUGAAAAACUUUGUGGAAAAGAAUCAAAUUUGUCUGAGAAUUGACAUCGUUUUCCAAGGCCUUGCACUCAAUCUCAAUUUGAAAAAGAAGCUGUGAGUAUCUCAUAAGUGUUCUUUUACUGAGUGAAAAUGCUUUUAGAGUUGCGCGAUAUAUGUCUACAAUAGUCACCUCAAAACGUUGUUUCAGCAUGAGUUGAUUCUUCUUCAGGCCUACCAGACGAACAAGGACGCGUACAAAUCCUGGAGAUUCACACAGCAAAGAUGCGAGAACACAAGUUACUGGCACCAGAUGUCGACCUGGCUGAUUUGGCCGUCCAAACAAAGAACUUCACUGGGGCAGAGAUUGAGGGACUGGUGCGAGCGGCACAGUCCACUGCCAUGAACCGCUUCAUUCAGGUACUGUAAGCGACUUUUCGUAGAUAGUUUUUGUGCGGUGAGAAUUCAGUAGAGACUUAUGCAACGAACUGGCUUCAGCAAGCAAUGCAUCGUGGACUAGGUUUUAUCAUAAAACUUACUUAUCACAAAAUUCUAUGACUUAAGGUAAGAUUCCACUACUUUCCCAAACAAAGCAUGCCCAAACGAGGGCCAACCGCUGAUACAUACACGACAGCAGUGUCGAUCGGUAAACUUCCAGGGACGUUAUUGGAGAUAAUUAUCCUUUUUCCUUCAUUUCAAAGCUCAAGAAUAAUUUCGAGAUCGAUCCUGAAGCAGCUGAGAAGAUAGUUGUGAAGCAUGAAGACUUUUACCAUGCUCUGGAGAAUGAUAUCAAACCGGUAAAUGAAUAUUUUAGAUGUGUAGUGCAAUUUUUAAUUCAGUGUCAAAAAUAAUCUUAGAUGGCAAUGGGUUUUGCUUUACUUCGUUCUAUGAUUGGUCCAAAAAGUUCGCGCCACUCUCUCAACCAAUCAAAUGGAUAACUAGCACGAAUCAUGCCUUGGUCGCCCGCGUUUUCCCGCGCUUUAGUCAGUUUGGUUGGUUUUUUCGUAGGACACUCAGUCGGACUAGUUAUGUUGUAGUGAUUGUAGUGGUUGGGGAAUAUUGCCCAAGCAAUAAACGGGGUUAUAAUGUCUUUCGUUGCAAUUUUUUUCUCAUGUCGAUAUAUUAUUUUAAAUUAUUUCCCAUUAUUUUGUUUUCUGUUGCACGUGUAGGCAUUUGGACCAUCUGACGACAAUCUUGAUCUGUAUGUCGCCAAUGGUGAGUCUACUUGAAGUUAAAUCUCCAGCGGGGAUUUUGUGCAGCUUAACUCUCUCUUUAAGAGUGACUAGCAACCAAUUUCUCCUUACAAUAUCACCUCUGUAUCAGACAUAAAAGUAACAAGAAUAAAUGAAAUUAUCAGCGACUAAAGAAGCUCUUGAUGUUAAACAAAUUCUCCUCAUCAGCACCUUAGAGAAUGUAUAGACAACUGUUUGGAGAAUAUGAAUACUGAUGUUAGGGUGUAAGGGGUUAAUCGUACUGUCAACCAACGUAGCUUUCGUUUAUUGAUUAAUGCAGUCAGUCAUUCAGUUUCUCAAUCAAUCAAUCAUUAAUUCAUUUAUUCAGCCAGUCAUCCAUUCAGUCACUCCCUUCCUCUCUCACUCGCGCACUCAGCCAGUUUUUCAGUCAAUGAGUCAUAAGUCAGUCAGCAAGUCUUUUAAUUAACCAUCGCUCCGACGAAGGUCUAACGCUUGAAACGUCAGCCUUUAAACUCUUUACGGUGGUCAAUUUACGUUUUCAACUCAGUAAUUAGCACUAAAUUACCUGUUAUACUCUCCCACCGACGCAGCACAACAGUUUCUUAAGAAACUUAUCCCCUUUUUUCAAUUAAUCAGUCAGUCGUUGGGUAAAUCAUUCAGUCAACUAGCCAAUCAGUGAGCCGGUCAAUCUGUCAUUCAGUUACGCGGUCACUGUGUCUGUCAGAUACUGUCGUCCGUCAGUGAGUCAAUCUGUAAUUCAGUCAGUUAACUUAUCCUUCUUAGACUCACUAUGUGCUAAUCUCUGUUGACUUAUUUUGUUAGGAAUUGUCCGGUGGGGUACCCAAAUUCAGCGGAUAAUAGAUGAUGGAGACCUUUUGCUGCAACAAACACGAACUCAGGACAUCACUUCCCCAAUAACAGUCCUGUUAGAAGGUGAGUACCCAAAAUAUGGGGGAAAAAAACAAACAAAAGAGAAAAAGAGUACCUAAGAGUUAUGCGAAACGACUCGUAGGUGAAACGACCGCAUUCAGCAGUUAUGUUUGAAAACUCUCUCUUUGGCAGGUCCUGUUGGAUGUGGCAAGACGGCCCUCGCUGUGCACUUGGCUCUAAAGUCGGACUUCCCUUUCAUCAAGUUGUGCACACCAGAAAACAUGAUCGGAUUUGUGGAAAGCGCAAAAUGCCAAACCAUUAAAAAGGUCAGGAUCUCACUGGUGCUCCUUUGAGGAUUGGUACAGCCAAUUUCGAAGACCAAAAAUGGCCUUGUAGAUUUCUGAUGAAUUCUAUCGAAUUCUUAAUACAAAACAUAAAGAUUUGGGAUUAUGCCAUUAGGAACUGAAUGGCCAAAGAAUAAUAUGAGUUGAACAUCUGAUAAGUAGAUCUUCAUGACUCACUUACACUGACUGUGCAACCGAUAAAAUGCUAUGACGUCUGUGAAACAUAGAUCGGUCUGGUUUUUCUAGUUUCGUUAUCUGAAGUACUGUUGUUACUACAAUAAUGUACAGGGCCAUUUUCUAGUGAUAAUUUCUUCUGUUUUGAAAUACUUUGAUUUUUGACGUUAGAUAUUUGACGAUGCUGACAAAUCGGAGUUGAGCUGUAUCGUCGUGGAUGACAUAGAGCGGUUGUUAGGUGCGUUCUCCAGCUGUUGAAUUUACCCCAUUCAAUUAACUCGACUAACACAGUUCUUUCCCUAACCCUUAACACCCCAGUAUGCAAACUUUCCAUACUAUUCUCUGUACAGAGCUUCUCUAGCCGGUAAUCAUUUCCUUCAUUCUCGUGGCCGUGGUGUUUGUUCCAUGGGUGAUUUUGUACGGAGAAAUUAGAUGCUAGUCACACUUAGGGAACAAAGGGUUUUAAAAUUAUUUUCUUUAUCUUCACUAUCAUUAUCGAUAUUUUUUGGUUGUUUUGUUUUGUUUUGUUUUGUUUUUAUUAAUUUUUGUCACGUAUAUAAAAGGGUACUUGAAAGAAUAAAAUCUAAACGAUGAGAGGAUGGUUUUAUUAUCUUACUCACAUUGUUUUACCUGGUUAAACUCUUUGACUCACGGACCAAAUUUGUAAUUCUCCUUACUAUCAACCAUACAAUUCUUAUGAUGUUUGUUCAGAGAAUUGAGUUUUGGAUCAACUAAUUAUCCCCAAAUUGAUAUUUUUCUUUAUUCUCAUUACUUAUCUGGUUGAUUUUGUAUUAAUAUUGCUAGGAGAAAUUCUUUCUUGGUCACUCAUGGGAGUUAAAGGGUCAAAUGAUGCUGUGUUCCACUGUUUUUUUAACCUAUAUUUAGUAAAAAUAUAUUUUCUGUUUGGAUUGAUGUUCCCUUACGUCGCUUCGUUUGCGUGAAUUCAUUAAUUUUCAGACUAUGUUGCUAUUGGGCCAAGAUUUUCAAACACUGUUCUUCAAGCUCUACUUGUGUUGCUCAAGAAAAAGCUAAGAAAGGUUCGUAAACCUACUAUGCUCACAUCCUUCCAGGUUUUACUUCUCGUUAGGUUGUCGACGAUCACGACGAAAAUGCCGAUGACGACGGAGAUAGCAACGAUGUACUCUACGAUAAUUUUCGUAUAGUUUUCGGAUAAUUUCGUGAUAGCGAGGAUAACAGCGAUGGUGGUGAUACACUUCGCCGUCAGCGGUUAUUAACAACCACGAUAUGAACAUUUGCCGUGAAAAUGAUGACGAGAAAGACGCGGCAAUGAGAAGUUCAUGACAUUUUGAUAAGAAUUUGCCAAAUUUAGACCGCUUUAAAUAAGAGCAGCAGCAAUUACAAAUAACGCCUUUUUUACUUCUUUUUCUGUCAGGGUCGUAAAUUGAUUGUGAUCGGAACAACCAGCUGCCGAGAUGUAUUGGAAACCAUGGGCAUCGUGGAAGCGUUUAAUACUGUAAUCCAUGUGCCCUCAAUCUGGUCCGCAGACCAACUCAAACAAGUGCUACAGGUUUGUUUAAAUUAAUUACAAAAUACAGGGAGUAGGUUCGAAAACAAACUGAUGCUGCCGUCGGUGAGGGGUAUAACAAGAUGAUUUUGUUUUAUCAACUUAGUUGAUGAUGUAAAUUGGCCACCGUAACGAGUUUUUGAAGCUGACAUUUCGAGAUUUAGCACCUCGUCAAAGCAAAAUACGAAGGGCUAAUGCUCGAAACGUCAGCUUUACUGAGAAACUCUCUAACGUGGCAACUCAGUUGAAAUUAUUACUGUUUACGUCAUGGAUGUGAGCCCCGUCAAGUCUUUCUCCUUUAAUUUCUUGUUUUUCCAACCUCUAGGAAUCAAAGUUGUUUGAGGAUGAUGAGAUUAAACAAAUUGAGAAGAACAUCGGCCAGAGAAGGUGUGCUACAGAUAUACAACGGAUUUAGGACAGUUUGUGUUUCCUUACUAAUGAUGAUCACCAAUUUAAGGAGCUCGCGGUGCUUAAACAAAUUCUCCUUGUCAGCACCUUAGGAAAUGUAUUGGAAACAGUAUGGAGAAUAUGCAUACUGAUGUUAGGGUGAAAAGGUUAAGCAUUUGUUAGGGAAAAAAAUCAAAAUAAAGGAUAUAGCACGCGUCACUUCAGCAACCUUCUUUUCCUAUUUCAUAUUUAAUAUUUUAACAGUGCUUCUCGCACUUCUCGAGUGUUCUUAAAAAUUCCCAAGUGCUUAACGAUGCUCGAGGAACAAGUUUUUUUUAUUUCUAUUAUAAAAUGUAUUGUGAAUUUCUCGCGCUCGUAUCGAUGACGUAGGUUGCAUUAUAUCUCAACAGUGCACUCGUGUGACGUAAGGCGCGUGCUUUAUGGAAAUAUAAUGAACUCGUUCUGACCAAUCACGGCGCGCUUAUUUUUUUUUGAACAUUUUAUCGUAACCAAUCAAACUGCGUGUAGCAUGCAGCUUAUUAUAUAAUUAGUAAUUAUUUAUUUAUUGAAUUAUUUAUUUGCUUGUCUACUUUGUUUGGUAUGCUCAGUUUACUUAAAUCUAUUUUCAGACUCUGUAUUGGAAUAAAGAAGUUACUCAUGAUGGCGGAAAUGGCAGUUCAGGUACAGUUGCCCCUUUCGUGUCAUCAUUCAGAUUUGUGGUGUUUGUUUACCCUUCUCGAGUUAAAAAUGCCGUGUUUAAUUGUAGAGAAUGUGAACUAGCUGCUAAAGAAAUUUUCAGUUGUGUCGAAAGUAAUCUGAAGUUACUUUGUUUUUACUCUACUUCGCUAUUUGAUUGGUCCAGAAAACUCGCGCCACCCUAUCAACCAAUGAGAUGCAAAACUAAAUUCAAUCACGACCUGGUGGCCUGCGUUUUCCCGCGCUUUGGCAGUUUGGUCGGUUUUACUUUCAGUUCUCUUUGGCUCUUGCUUUGGCUUUGGUUUUACGACACGUAAUCGAAAAGCGCUCCAACAGCAUAUAGAGUAGUUUCAAAAAUAAGCUUAAGAGAGUUUUAAAAAUGAUUGUUCUGUUAGGAAAUUAUGACUGGAAUAUCGGGAACUGCUUUUUAGAUAGAUUAGACAGAUAUUUUGUUAUUUUGUUUUGAUUGGCCAGGAUGUUGAAGGUAAAUUUGGUAGAGCAUAAAUACUCUUGUACUCUUAUACUGUAACACAGAUACAGAUAGCUUAAAUUUUUUUCUUUGUUUCUUCUUUUAGACUGUCAAGCGGGACCGAGUUGAUAAAUUUGUAUGUCUUCUGGAAGACGAAAACUGGUGA
Molecule: messenger RNA, 19370 nt
Organism: Pocillopora meandrina
Lineage: Eukaryota; Metazoa; Cnidaria; Anthozoa; Scleractinia; Pocilloporidae
Source: the annotation of a GenBank genome assembly